CACGAGCGCACACCUGUCACGCAUAUAUACGCAGCACGAGGGCCGAGGCGCACACUUUUUGAGCUUGAGUUGCUUAAGCUCUGCCGGCUUCACGUUUCUACGUUUUGGGUAUUGCAAAAUAACAGUCACAAUCAGCGUUCAUCAUGCCUGGACGUCCGCUUUGGCAGGUUGCUGGGAAACGAGAACCAAGUCAGGAAGCCGAGGCUCAGCAAUGGAUCGAGCAAGUGGUCGGAGAGAGAUUUCCUUCAGGUGUGAGUUAUGAAGAUGCUUUGCGGGAUGGUGUAUUGCUUUGUAAACUUAUGAACAAACUGCAGCCGGGACUCAUCACCAAAAUUAAUACGUCUGGUGGUGAUUAUAAGAUGAUGGACAAUCUUAAUCAAUUCCAAAAGGCCUGCGUGAAAUACGGAGUACCUGAUGUAGACUUGUUCCAAGCAGUUGAUCUUAUGGAAAGAAAAAAUAUCGCGCAAGUGACCAACACCAUUUUUGCCAUUGGCCGCACUACUUAUAGACAUCCAGAAUGGCGCGGACCAUGGCUAGGACCAAGACCGGCGGAAGAGAAUAAGCGGAAUUUCACGGAGGAGCAACUAAGAGCUGGCGAAGGUUAUAUUGGUCUUCAAGCUGGUACCAAUAAGGGCGCGACUCAAGCUGGUCAAAACUUUGGAGCAACAAGAAAGAUUCUCCUCGGAAAAUAAUAUUUCUACAUAGUAUUUCCUAAUACUCUUAAGAUUUCUUCAGAAAUAGUUCAAAAUUAAUUUUAAACAGAAUAUUCAUCGAUGUCUUAGAACAGAUGUCAAAUUAUAAUUAAUCGUAUUAACAAAGAAUUACGUUGGACUCCUUAAUUUGUCGUGUACUGUAAUCGAUUAUAGCGCAUAAAUGGCGGAGAUUAAUUAUUUGAUACGAAUAAUUGUUAUUAAUAAGAUUCAUGGAUGUAAUAUAAAAUAACAACAAUUUUUCAUUGUAACAAGCUAAUUCAAUAAAUUCAUCUGAGUGUGUUAAUACUCUGAAGCUACA
This is a messenger RNA of Bombus huntii, 1011 nucleotides long. RefSeq names its product muscle-specific protein 20-like. NCBI's taxonomy places the organism in Eukaryota, Metazoa, Arthropoda, Insecta, Hymenoptera, Apidae. The coding region runs from base 144 to 692 and encodes 182 amino acids. The record is from RefSeq and is a predicted model, not a curated record. The transcript has 5 exons. Gene Ontology annotation, molecular function: protein binding.